AUGUCGUCACGACCUGGGGACGCCCCCCUCGGCCUCGACUUGUCGUCCAAACGCCUCCGCAGGCGCGCCGACUACACGUACCACCUCGACUUCCGGCUCCGGUGGAGCGACAACGACGUGUUCGGGCACGUGAAUAACCCGUACUACGGCGUCCUGAUCGACAGCAUCGUGAACCAGUACAUGAUCGAGGAGUGCGGGUACAAGGUGGCGCGCGACGAGCAGGCCGGCAUCAUCGCCAACACCUACUGCGACUACUUCGGCUCCGUGUCGUACCCGGACGUGGUCGAGUGCGGGCUCCGCCUCGUCAAGCUGGGCAAGGCGAGCGUGACGUACGAGGUCGGCAUCUUCCGCAGGGGCGACGACGACGUCAAGGCCGUCGGGGGCUCGACCCACGUCUUCGUCCGCCAGGGCCGCGACGGACGGCUGGGCAGGCCCGACCAGGACCGCGGCAUGCCGAGCCACAUGAGAAGGGGCUACGAGAGGUUGAGUACCUUGCCCAGAUGGACCAAGUUAUGA
This is a messenger RNA of Exophiala spinifera, 516 nucleotides long. RefSeq lists its product as uncharacterized. Gene Ontology annotation, cellular component: mitochondrion. NCBI's taxonomy places the organism in Eukaryota, Fungi, Ascomycota, Eurotiomycetes, Chaetothyriales, Herpotrichiellaceae. The record is from RefSeq and is a predicted model, not a curated record. The transcript has a single exon. Bases 1 to 516 code for a protein of 171 amino acids. Gene Ontology annotation, molecular function: fatty acyl-CoA hydrolase activity.